Messenger RNA from Onychostoma macrolepis, 3425 nucleotides. It is a transcript of the gene pdia5, whose product is annotated as protein disulfide isomerase family A, member 5. Gene Ontology annotation, molecular function: protein disulfide isomerase activity. NCBI's taxonomy places the organism in Eukaryota, Metazoa, Chordata, Actinopteri, Cypriniformes, Cyprinidae. The record is from RefSeq and is a predicted model, not a curated record. Gene Ontology annotation, biological process: protein folding. Gene Ontology annotation, cellular component: endoplasmic reticulum. The transcript is spliced from 17 exons. Bases 48 to 1673 code for a protein of 541 amino acids.
ACUACAUUUCCUAAGAAGCACUGCGUUCUCCAGGGAUUUGGAGGAACAUGGAUUGCGCUUGCGUAGCCAGACGUGGCAGCGGCAUCAUGGCUUCUUGGAACCGAUACGGGAGACGUCGGAGACUGAUCGAAAUGUUCUUAUUCCUGUCAUUGGUUGCAGUGUCAUCCGCCCUGCAGGCAGCGAAGGUGUCUCCGCUCAUAGAGAAAGUCAGUGAUCACAAGGAUUUCAAGAAACUUCUGAGGACCAGAACUAAUGUGCUAUUCUUGUAUACCAAGUCAGCUUCGUCUGGAGAUGCUCAUCUGAAGCUGCUGUCUGAUGUGGCUCAGGCUGUGAAAGGUCAGGGUACCAUUGCCUGGGUAAAUUGUGGGGAUUCAGAAGGACGCAAACUCUGUAAAAAAGUCAAGGUAGACCCCAGCUCGAAAACCAAUGGAGUCGAGGUCUUGCAUUACAAGGAUGGGACCUUCCACACAGAAUAUAACAGACCAGCCACAUUUAAGUCCAUGGUGGCAUUCCUGAAAGACCCUGCAGGUGCCCCCCUGUGGGAGGAGAACCCUGAGGCUAAAGAUGUUGUUCACAUAGAGUCAGAGAAGGACUUCCGUAAGCUGCUGAAAAGAGAGGAGCGGCCCAUCCUCAUGAUGUUUUACGCCCCAUGGUGUGGCGUAUGUAAAAGGAUGCAGCCCAUUUUCCAGCAAACAGCAACUGAGACAAAAGGGAAAUAUGUGCUGGCUGGGAUGAACGUGCACCCGGCAGAGUUUGACGGGCUCAAACAGGAGUUCAGCGUCAAGGGCUACCCAACCUUCUGCUACUUUGAGAAGGGGAAAUUCUUGCAUCACUAUGAGAAUUAUGGAGCCACCUCUAAAGACAUUGCUGAUUGGUUGAAAAACCCCCAGCCACCACAGCCUAAAACUCCAGAGGUGCCCUGGUCUGAGUCUGGCUCGGCGGUCUUCCAUCUGACCGAUGAGUCUUUUGACACAUUCCUGGAGGAGCAUCCUUCAGCCCUGGUCAUGUUCUACGCUCCCUGGUGUGGCCACUGUAAGAAGAUGAAGCCAGAGUAUGAUGAAGCUGCUGAAAUCCUCAAUAAAGAGCCAGAUAGCCCAGGUGUAUUGGCAGCCGUGGAUGCCACCAUUCACAAGUCCAUCGGAGAGAGGUUCAAAAUCUCAGGCUUCCCAACAGUGAAGUACUUUGAAAAGGGGGAGGAGAAGUACACACUUCCUCAACUACGGAGCAAAGACAAGAUCAUCGAGUGGCUGCAGAACCCCCAGGCCCCACCUCCUCCAGAGAAGUCGUGGGAUGAGAUGCCGUCCAGCGUGAGCCACCUGGGAGCCGAAGAUUUCAGGGAAUUUCUGAAAAAGAAGAAACACGCCUUGGUCAUGUUCUAUGCUCCAUGGUGUCCGCACUGCAAGAACGCCGUACCCCAUUUCACCACAGCAGCUGAGCUGUUCAAAGAAGACCGCAAGAUUGCAUAUGCUGCAGUGGACUGCACAAAGGGACAAAACCAUGAGGUGUGUAAACAGGAGGGAGUUGAGGGCUACCCAACAUUCAACUAUUACAACUAUGGGAAGUUCAGUGAGAAAUACAACGGGGAAAGAGGGGAAGCUGGCUUUACUGGUUUCAUGAGAAAUCUCAGGGGCCGAGACCAAGAGAAAGUGGGCAAGCGGAAGGAGGAGCUCUAAUAGUGUGGGCGUGGUUCCUGUAAAUGGGAGGAGCCUAUCAUUGCACUGUGACUUGGGCAGGGACAUCCCAGCACUGAUGCCACAGACUUGAAACCUCAGCUAAAAAGGCUAUUUUUUAUACAGCUGUGCCCUUGUUUGUAAUACCAAUGUACAACCAUCAGACCACUUUUUUUUUGCGUUGUUUUAAUUUCCUCAUUUUGUGAAAUUGUUUCCAAAUACUGUGACUUCAGUUACUGAAAUCCACACCUGAAAUCUAUGCAACACUGGGCCCUCACUCGCCAGGGUCCCAUACGUGUGAUGGGUGGCUGGUGUUUAAUGGGGAAAACCAAUUAUCACCAGGAUACAUUGCUGUCACUCCCAUUCCAGUGAGGAGUAAUAAUGUGUACAAUCGUAUCUGCAAAUAUUUUUGUAAAAAAAAAAAAAAAGGAAAAAAGGAAAAAAUGCUGUAUGACAUCAUGGUUUUGGGAGUAAAAAAAAAGAUGGAGAAAGUUGUUGUAGCUGAACUUUGUGGCCUUAAAUGUUUGAAUAACUUUCGUCCAAAUAUUUUACUAUUUUCAAGAAAUACAGUACUAGGGCCAAAAUACAAGAGCAAAUACAAGGACAUGUAUUCAAGCAAGUAGUUUUUUCCUCAUGUUUUAUUGUCAGUUGUGACAGAAUAAAAUGACGUAACAAAACUGGAAAUGCCAAAAAAGGAAGAAAAAAAAACAUAUUAGAUUGAAACAAUGUUUCAGAAUUAUUUCCUGGAAGUUUAAUCCAUGAAAAUUUCUGGGCCCUUCACAUUCCAUUGUAAAUGAAUGUUUCUGCUCAUUUUAAAAGUCUUGUCUGGUUUAAAUGUCUAGUCUGGUUAUGUAGUUUCUGAUUUACAUUGCUGUUCUAGAUCUAUAAUACACAUGGACUUUUCCUCUUCUAAGCAUGGGAAUGGUACAAUAGGUGAUGAUGGGAACCAUAAAUAAUGUCUUCAUUUAAUGCGGGAACGAGAUGGUUUGCUUUAAGGUAUGCCAAGUGAUGCUCAUUUAACACGUCUCGCUGGUUUAAACAGUGUAGUGCCGGAGGAUGUGUUUUACACGCUCCUUGCCAGAUGUUGGCACUCUUGGUGAUACCACAACCCUUACCAGUAUCUCUGUGGCGACUCCACUAUUGUGUGUGUGGAAAACUCCCUGCUUUAGGCAGUAUACAUAUUUAAUGGUCUUGUAGCUGAACUUUUGUUGUAUAAUUCAGAAGGUUGGUUCGUUUCAUUAUGAAUAAGGUUCUCAGGGAUAGCGAAACACAAUUGAAGAGCACUAUCGCUCAUCGUAAUUUGCAAUCCAGUUGGGUGUUCUCUAUUCACGUCGCCGAAUUAUGAAUUGUUUACAUGUGUCUUCGGGAGAUGGAACACGAAAAAAAAUCAUUGAACAGGAAUUUAGUUUACAUUUUCCUUGCCAAAUAUGUGGCAAGAAGUAUUGAAUAAAACAUGAGCCAAGGAACGCUGAUGCAUGGAUGUCAAUUAUAUGCAAGAUAAUGGCUUCAAGUUCAAAAUACUGUCUGUAAGGUUAAAGUGGGAUCACGUGCUGAAUUUGUAUCACGUAGCUAAAUGUAAAAGGGUCCUGUUGUGGGGAAGGGUACAGAUAGCUUGCCGGAACAUGUUCAAUAAUGGUCCAAAAUGACAGAUGUAUUGGAUGAAAGCUUGCACAGAUUUGUCUCACUACGUGCAACCACUGUCAAGACAUGGUUCGUUUGUGCAUUGACAUUUUCAUCAAUAUUUGGAUGGUCAGG